Musa acuminata AAA Group (dessert banana) is the source of this 465-nucleotide messenger RNA. Its product is annotated as protein LEAD-SENSITIVE 1. The coding region runs from base 1 to 465 and encodes 154 amino acids. The record is from RefSeq and is a predicted model, not a curated record. NCBI's taxonomy places the organism in Eukaryota, Viridiplantae, Streptophyta, Magnoliopsida, Zingiberales, Musaceae. The transcript has 3 exons.
AUGGAAACUUCUGAUAAGCUUCAAACCAUUCCUUGCAUUCAUGUCGGAGGAAGCAAAGUGGUUCACUUCACCCGCAAGAAGGAUGCUUCUUUCGGUUCGAGCUCGGCAGCUUCUGCAAUCUGCCCAACCUUCCCUGACUGCGGAUUCCGCCAACCCGACAGUGGAGUCAUCCUCUGCCGCUUGGAUUGCUUCCUCGGCAACGGCGCCCUCUACCGCUUCGAGUACGGAGUCCCGCCCUCGCUGCUGGCGGCGGGGCCUGUGGGCAUGGCCGCCGUCACUGCCGGGGCGUAUUGUGCAGGCCGAUACAUCACUGAUAUAGGAGUGAGGAAGGAUGUGAUGAAGGUGGCGGUGGACGACUUGGCUGCAACCAUGGGUUGCAGGAGCUCCAACGAGAGAUUAGUCGGCAACGUUUCUGGUGGUUCGGGGAAAGUACCAUCCAUUGAGGAGGAAGACAGAGGACGGUGA